UGUUUCAAAAUGGCGGCUUGUGUUGAGCCAAAUAUAUUUAUUGAACAAAAUUAAUUGAUUAAAAACAGCCAUAAUAGAGAAUAUUGUUCGGUUUGUUCGCUUUUACACCUCUACCGACGUAAUAUCAUGUUUAACAUUGCGAGAAACGUGUUUAUACUUAGAAUAGCCCUUCCUCAGUCUGGGUAGCAUGCUAGCCUUGUGGUUAACGUUGAACACAUUUUGUAAAUACUCACAUUUAAUCCAGAGUUUUGUUAUUUUAAAACAAUGUUGGGUUAUUUGGCAGCAAGAAGGGCCGGCCUGGAUGACCCUCUGCUUUUCAGACGUGCAGAGUCGACAAGGAGGGUCCUUUGCCUGCAGUUGAACGUGGACAGGGAUAUGGACAGAAUCCACGGAAAUGGCGUCAACACCCUUGACAUUGAAGUAAUAGAAGGCAAAUACAUGUUGUCCGGAGGUGCCGAUGGUGUGAUUGUCCUCUACGACCUAGAGAACUUCAGUGGGAAACCACAGUACACAUGCAAAGCUGUCUGCACCAUUGGCAGGUCCAGCAAGUAUGUCCAUCGAUUCAGCGUUGAGACGGUCCAGUGGUAUCCAUAUGAUACUGGCAUGUUUGUAUCCAGUUCCUUUGACAAGACAAUGAAGGUGUGGGACACUGAGACGCUCAAGCCUGCUGAAGUCUUUGAGUUUGAAGGCAACGUCUACACCCACCACCUGUCUCCCAUUGCCAAGAAGCACAGUCUCAUCGCAGUUGGCUCCCAAAACCCUAAAAUACAACUUUGUGACCUGAAGUCCGGCUCAAAAAUCCAUGUCCUUCAGGGCCACAGAGCGGAGGUCCUGUCUGUGCGAUGGUCUCCCAGAUACGAACAUAUCUUAGCCUCUGCCAGUGCAGACAGCAAAGUAAAAUUGUGGGAUGUGCGUCAGGCUUCAGGUAGUCUUCUGACGCUGGACCAACACAACGGAGAUAAGUCCAAAGCUGCCUCUGAGGCAGUGAACACAGCCCACAAUGGCAGAGUAAAUGGCCUCUGCUUCACAAGCGACGGCCUGUACCUCCUCACGUCUGGGACUGAUGACCGCAUGCGACUAUGGAACAGUGCCACAGGGGAAAACACACUGGUGAACUACGGGAAGGUCAGCAACCAGAGCCGUAAGAGGCGUCAGCUCACCGUGUCUCAAGGCUGCAGUCCAGAGUUUGCGUUUGUGCCCUGCGGCACCUCGGUCGCAGUGUACGCCCUCCACACGGGCGAGCUGGUGACCACGUUAAGGGGCCACUACAACCAGGUGGACUGCUGCGAGUUUCACCCACACUACCAGGAGCUGUACAGUGCAGGUAAAGAUGGAAACAUCCUGGCGUGGGUUCCUGUCCCGCGUGCCCCAGAUGUGGAGGAGUCGUCAUCUGAGCAUGCUCCUGGCCGGUCAUCGGUCAAUCCCGCCUUUCAGGACACGUGGAGUGAUGAAGACUAACGACGGCCUUCGCAAAUUUCACCUCUAAGAUAGAAGACACUCCUGCAUAUCACUCUAUGUGGACGCUUCCACCAAGUUUCACAGAAAGUGGAAUAGCUAUCCCCACACACACACACACACACACACACACACACUACUGUUGUGAUGCGGUGAUUAUGGCAUGGACAUAUUUCCAGGAGAGUGACAUUUUAGUUGUUUAGACAGCGAGAGGGCUGUCAUAUAUGCAUAUGUGACUGUGAGAUUCCUAGUAUUACAUGUUUUUUUUCAUGUGUACCUCAAAAGCAGGGCGUGACAUUGCGUUGACAAACUAAUUGUCAUUACCAGUACUCAUUUGCAUGUGUGUUUGUCGGUGGGUCCUGUAUGUUGAAACUGGAGCACCUCCUUUACUUCAUUUUAACAUGUUGCCUUUUGUAACAAUGUUUGAACCAGUUUCACUCUUGAUUCACAAUAGAACUUUUAAAAUCCUGUAUCACUGAAACUAAAUUGUUGUUACUCAUGGAAACGCAUGAAAAAUGUGGAAACCGUACAAUGCCACAUUUUUGUGUUUUAUAAAUUCCAACAAAUCCCUCUUUUUGUACUUUUUUCUAAUAUGUGUCUCAUUUUGAUUAAAUGGCUGAGCUCAA
Entelurus aequoreus (snake pipefish) is the source of this 2081-nucleotide messenger RNA. RefSeq names its product excision repair cross-complementation group 8 (gene ercc8). The transcript is spliced from 12 exons. Gene Ontology annotation, cellular component: Cul4A-RING E3 ubiquitin ligase complex; nucleotide-excision repair complex. The record is from RefSeq and is a predicted model, not a curated record. Gene Ontology annotation, molecular function: protein binding. Gene Ontology annotation, biological process: proteasome-mediated ubiquitin-dependent protein catabolic process; protein polyubiquitination; transcription-coupled nucleotide-excision repair. The coding region runs from base 265 to 1458 and encodes 397 amino acids. NCBI's taxonomy places the organism in Eukaryota, Metazoa, Chordata, Actinopteri, Syngnathiformes, Syngnathidae.